CUCGUCAUCGGGAUAGAUUAAAAAUGUCUAUUAGGAAUACCUGUCUCAUGCACCCGUGUUUAUAUUGACAUAGAAUAUUUCAAACUAUUUUUGCCUCACCUAGUUUGGACUCCUUUAAGCAGGCUGUCUCAGAAUAAAACUAUUAGAUACGAUACAAAUCAGGAAGUUUUAAAUCAAGCUGUGUUUUACAAAUUCUCUUUAAACAUUGUGCAAUUAACUGGAUAUGGAAAAUUUUCCAGAUGUUGUUGAGCUGAACGUUGGUGGAAAGAUGAUGACAACAUUGCUGAGCACUCUAACAAAGGACCCUGACAGCAUGCUGGCCGCCAUGUUUAGUGGACGUCACGUGAUAAGCAAGGACAAAGAUGGCCGCUUCUUCAUCGAUUGCGAUGGGCACCUGUUUAUACACAUUUUGAAUUAUCUACGAUUUGGUAGUUUACCGCCAACAGAAAGUAUUUUGGAAGUGCAUGAAGUUGCGGUAUACUUUAACAUUCAACCACUUGUAGAAUCAUUAGAAAGGUACCACAUAUUACAGUAUCGAAAAAGAAUAGCAGAACUCAAGACUCAAAUUGAUCUUCCUCGAUAUGAAAAAUUAAAACAAGAGGCAAUUGAGAAGAUUUACUCAUCUAGUGCAAGACCACAUGAAGGCAAAACCUUGCAUAUUGUUACUGAUUCAAACAUUUGCAGACAUGGAUAUGACACGUCAAAUUUUAAAAAUAACUGUAACGUUCCUGUCCGUGAUAAUAUAAACAUAUAUUUGACCGCCAACUACAACAUCACAAAAGAAUUUAAAAUAUGUUUAGCACAUGAAUUAUCCGACCUCGGAUUUGGAAUAUACAGUUACGUAUAUAACACAGCAAAACCAUUUAAAGGCAAUUGCUUAUGUGGUAUUCAAUGCCAUCAUAUUGCACUUCUCGCACACAAAAUUGUGUCAGUACAUGAUGAAAAGUACUGUGUUGCGUAAAACAUUUUAAUGAAAAUGAUUCGAAUCAAUAUAUGUUCACGUUUUCUGAAGAAAACAACUUGUACCUGUUUCCUGAAUAAUACUGUUGUCCAGCGUUUACGGAAAUGAGACGAGAACUUAUUUUCAGUCGGAUUGUGAAAUGGCAGUGAAUGUGCAUUAUCAUUUACAGUUAUUACUCUAGACAAACAAUUCAAAGCGCAGCUUUAGAACUAAUUUUGCACUGUUGCCUUUCAUUGGCCAUUCAUAUGUCAUGUGCUUCUUUUUAUUUAAAUACCAUAGAUUUUUAUAGUGAUUCAGAAUAUAUAUUUG
Messenger RNA from Mercenaria mercenaria, 1270 nucleotides. RefSeq names its product BTB/POZ domain-containing protein KCTD7-like. Gene Ontology annotation, biological process: protein homooligomerization. NCBI's taxonomy places the organism in Eukaryota, Metazoa, Mollusca, Bivalvia, Venerida, Veneridae. Gene Ontology annotation, molecular function: protein binding. The transcript is spliced from 3 exons. The record is from RefSeq and is a predicted model, not a curated record. Bases 224 to 961 code for a protein of 245 amino acids.